GUAGUACUCGUGAAAAUAGUCUAAAAAUUAGGGAGCCACAAAUUUCUGACCACCAAAUAUGUUAAUAUUAAAAUUAAAAUUAAAAAACAGUUUAUUUUCAUUUGCCUUCAAAAACCCCAAAACCCCAAAACCCUGGUCAUCAUAAGAGUUUCAAAAUUGAAACACAAAAAAAAACCUGCAGCAUUCCGAGAGAAAGGGAACACAAAAGGAAAAAAUGAGCGGUUCUUUGCGUAGAAACGUGAGUAUCAUUCGCUUGUUAAAGAAUCAGCCAUUCACUAACUUCACUAAUCCGAUCAACAGAUUUCAUCCGUUUCUUAGGAACCAAACGCACAUCCCAACCAGAGAGUUUCUUAGGUUUCCAAAUGUUGUACGAAAAGUGAGAGAAUAUGAGAUCUCCCCUACCCUUUUUACUUUUUCUUCUUCGUCUUCAACCGCAUCGUUUGGGAAGGUUGGGUUUGUUGGAUGGUAUUUAGGAAUGGUGAAGUCAUGGCCUAUUUUAACAAAAAGUGUUACUUCCUCGUUUAUUUAUAUAGCGGCUGAUGUGUCUUCUCAGACAAUUUCGAAUUCAUCGUCAGAACCUUAUGAUUUGGUGAGGACAUUACGUAUGGCUGGAUAUGGGAUGUUAAUAUUAGGACCAUCACUGCAUUUUUGGUUCAACCUGAUGUCAAAACUCUUCCCAAAGCGGGAUUUGAUGACUAUUCUUAAGAAAAUGGCCAUGGGGCAAUUACUUUAUGGGCCUGUCAUGACCAUUGUUUUCUUCUCGAUGAAUGCACAUCUACAAGGUGAAAGCAGUGAAGAAAUUGUUGCCAGAUUAAAGCGUGACUUGCUCCCUACAAUGUUAAAUGGUGUCAUGUACUGGCCCUUUUGUGAUUUUAUCACCUUCAGAUUCAUCCCAGUUCAUUUGCAGUCGCUGGUGAGCAAUUCAUUUUCAUAUUUAUGGACUGUCUAUAUGACGUACAUGGCAAGUCUAGGGAAAGCAGCUGCUAUUACCAGCUGAUCGAUCUUGGAAUCAGGUCCUGAUAUAACAGUGCAAGCAUGCUUAAAGAAAUACUCACAGGGAUGAAUCAAGUGGGUCUCAUGUUUUAGUUGUGAAUUUCACCCCCGGUUUUCUUCUUCCACCUUAGUUAUUGUGAUUUUAAAAUGAUGCAAAAAAGUAGUGAUAGAAAGGUUAUCGGAGCAUUUUGUUAAGACAUCAUUUGAUGUUCUAAACUCUCAGAGUAUUAUUCUAUGAACUUCUUUAUUUUUGGGGGGUCUAGCCCUACUGAGUACUGGCAAAAUUGGUUCUAAUUCCAGUUAGCUUAGAGCAGACACAGGUCCAAGAAUGCCUUCCAGGUAUCAUCAUUACAUUUCUCAAUCUAGCAGGAGAUGAAGUAUCAUCUUCAAUUUUAAUUGUAUGGAUCUAUCACAGUAAUCAAAAUACUCUUAUUGGUGUUUGCAUCUUA
This is a messenger RNA of Durio zibethinus, 1442 nucleotides long. RefSeq lists its product as uncharacterized. Gene Ontology annotation, cellular component: membrane; cytoplasm. Lineage: Eukaryota; Viridiplantae; Streptophyta; Magnoliopsida; Malvales; Malvaceae. The record is from RefSeq and is a predicted model, not a curated record.